Molecule: messenger RNA, 983 nt
Organism: Morus notabilis
Lineage: Eukaryota; Viridiplantae; Streptophyta; Magnoliopsida; Rosales; Moraceae
Product: peptidyl-prolyl cis-trans isomerase FKBP16-3, chloroplastic
Exons: 7
Coding region: 56-748 (230 amino acids)
Molecular function (GO): peptidyl-prolyl cis-trans isomerase activity
Source: RefSeq, a predicted model, not a curated record
UUUCGUUAUCCGUUCCCAAACUCUACAGACUAGAGUUUUCAAUAUUCUCCAAAGCAUGGCCUCCUCUUCUUCAACUCUUCUGCUUCCACUAGGUUCUACUUGUGGCAAAAGUCAAGGCAUUAGUUGCAGUAAGAGAAUUGGGGGUCUCGUUGUGAGAUGCUGGAACUCGGAAGUUAAAGAUUCGAGGGCGAGAGCAAAUUGGGAUGAUGAAUUGAAGUUGAGUAAGAGGCGCAGAGAAGUGAUUGGAUUGAUGUUUGGAGUUGCGAGCGUGUUGGUGGAGUCACAUCAUGUUGCUAAAGGAGCAGGGUUGCCACCAGAGCAAAAGCCAAGGCUUUGUGAUGAUGCUUGUGAGAAGGAGCUUGAAAAUGUACCUACGGUAACUACAGAAUCUGGUUUGCGGUACAAGGAUAUUAAAGUUGGUGAAGGUCCUAGUCCCCCAGUUGGUUUUCAGGUGGCUGCUAAUUAUGUUGCCAUGGUUCCAUCUGGGCAGAUAUUUGACAGUUCAUUGGAGAAGGGUCGGCCCUACAUUUUUCGUGUUGGUUCUGGUCAGGUGAUCAAGGGCCUUGAUGAAGGCAUGCUGAGCAUGAAAACGGGCGGGAAGCGCCGACUCUACAUUCCAGGAUCAUUGGCAUUCCCCAAAGGUCUAACCUCAGCCCCAGGAAGGCCAAGGGUGGCUCCGAAUAGUCCGGUCGUCUUCGAUGUGAGCUUGGAAUACAUUCCAGGCCUGGAAUUGGAUUUUGCAGAAUAAGAAAGUUCUCGCCAGCUUUUUUUCAUUGCAUUGUCUUUGGUCCAUAAGUUUCGUUAAGUACAGGAGCACACAAAGUGAUCCUGGUGUGAGCAGUUGCAUUGAUUUGAAUACAUGUCAAUUUGUUGAUUCAUUUCUUUUUUCCUACUACUUCUGUAUAAGAGCAGGAUAUCCCUGAACUCAUGGGAUAAUCUAGAGUUGCAAACAAAAGAAACAUUAAGGACUUGGGAAACUCUAU